AAGUAAGCAUGGCUGCUAGCUUCGAAUGAACGAGCAAACACAACGGGAGUUUGCAGAAAAUGUGAGGAUCUCUCGAAUGCAAAAUAUUAGCCGCGAUGUUUUAAGCCACUAUGGAAACCGUUGAUUAAACGAUGUAAAGCGAAGGUCGCGUUGCAGCUGUUUUUUGUUUUUGGUGCAGCCAUGUCAGAGCCCAGCUCGCAUGCUGAGUUCUCUGAAUUGUGGAGGAAUGUCUCCAAACUCAGCUACAGCAAAACACAAGACACAAAAACCGAAAAACAGAUGCCUGACACGACAACGUCGCCCGUCUGUAAAGAUUUUCAAAGUCCUCGGCACCGAGGUUGCAGCAGGUACCCCGGCUUGGCCAAUGGAGAUUCUCCAGGAGAUGUGGAACCUUCACAAGAUAUCUUCUGGGAUUCCACAUCUCCCACUCAAGCUAAUACUGGACUCAGAAACACUAGAGCUGUGAAAAUAUCAGAUAUUGUGAACCGCAUUGCUCCAAAGGAUGUAAAACCAGAAAGGACUGAAUCCCCUUUGCUGCAGUGGAUCGGUGACAGUGCCAUCUCAUGCACACCAGAAACUCGAAAGCCAAGACUCAAGAAGAAGUCCUCUAGACAAAGCAGUGUUGAGGACCUCAUGAAACUGGCCAGGCAAUUUGAUGAGAGCAUGCAGCAAGAUAAGGAAACUUCAGAAAGCCUGCACACUGUCAACAAUGAUCUUAAUGAAUGUGCGAAUUCUUCCGAAGUAAAACUGGCACAGGGAUCCUUUCACGAUAGCUUGAAGGACCUAAAAUCCCCAUCGUUAUCUGAUCAGGUAGAGGCAGACCUGCACACUCUGUUUGACUGCUCCACUCAGAGCGUGUGGCUAAGCCGUGGCUCUGCUGCAUCCACCUGUUCACCGGAAAUAAGAGGCCAAUCUGUGAGUGCAGCUUUACCCAAAGAACAACAAUCAGAGCUCAAAUCAGCUGCAUAUCCUGCGGAAAAAAUGGGAUCUAAUGGUUAUAGUGCAAAUAAUUGUGAUGACUUUGAUGAUGACUGGGAGAAUGAUGACUUACUUAAUGACUCUUUUGUGCUGGCAAUGACCCAUGAACCCCAUGAGCAACAUGACACUGAUCCUAACACCACCUUUCAGUGUGAAACUAAGACAAACACUACUCACUCUAUCCCUGUUCACAAGCCCAAUGCAAAUUCAAUCUCUGCACAUGAGCCUUUAAACCGACACUGCGAGCCUAGCUGCAGUGUGACCAGUUCUGAAACAAAACGGACACUCCAGGAACUCUGUCCCAAACUGAAGACUACCAACCGAAACACUUUCAAGUUGGAGCCAAACCCUGACUUGCGGGCAAAGAUGGACAACGGGGUUUCUAAAUCCAGCUUCACUGUUAUACAACCCAAGCCACACAUGUUUGACCAGAAAUCUAAAACUACAAAGAGAUCCACUACUUCUCGACCUGGCAAGGUCACCAGUGAUCACAGUGGGGCUUCUUUAGGAAAAGACAUUUCAGACAGUUUGUGGGAUGAUAGAGAUGACGACGCACUUCUCUACCAGGUAUGUGACAGUGUGGAGAGGGUCACCAACAGUCAGUCACUCCAAGCGAGUCCCAGUAACUGCCAAGAAAAACAAGAUAUUGCUGUAGACAGACAACGGAAAACCACACAGCCCGUGCCAAUCAACAUGACUCGGCCCGUGAGCGUCGGUGCCAGCGCUAACACACAGUCACCUUGUGCUUUCGUUCGUUCUAACUCAUUACCAAGUGCUAGCUGUGAAACUGUGAACUACCAAGGAUGGAACAUUCCCAUGAAAGGUGCCAACAAAAAAUCACAGAUGUCUCAAAGCUUCCCCACAAAUCUGGGUACAUUGAGGCAGUGCAGGGAUUCCUCUGGAACUUUCCAGGCUGGAAAUGCUAAUCUGGAUAAAAAGCAACAUACAGUGACGGCCAGAGCACUGCACAACUCCAAGACCCAUCACACAGCCUUCAAAAGAAAUCUAUCUGACUCGGCAGCUACGAGCACCAAAGUUUUUGUCACAAGCCAGAUGACAGGAAAGUGCUCUGCUGCAGAGAUCGAGAGGAAGAAGCAGGAAGCCUUGGCCAGGAGGCGACUGCGAAUGCAGAACGCCACAAAGCCGUAGAGCAGUUCGUCCUGCCAGUAUUUUUGCAACUUAAUGUACUAUAUCAAGCCUUAUCAUUUCAUACCGGUAGUUCCCCCUAUUUUGCAGGGCCGGGGUGGUAUCAGUGAUGAAGGAGUAUUGAUAGUUCUGUAUUAGAUCACCAGAUCCUGGGAUAUUUACUUAGCUUUCUGCACAUAAAGAACCUUCUGUCAAUUAAAGAUGAGAAGGAGCUGCUAACGUCAUAUUUUUCCUGUUAAGGAUAUUUUUUUUUUUUUGCACAGUUUGCUACAAGUUUUGAGCUUCUUCAUCCAUAUUUUGAAAUAUAGUUUACAUCCAAAUGCUGACAAACUCGUUCUGUUUAUUUUUCAGGACUGUUAUUAAAGCUCUGUUGACUAAUAUGGGUAGGAAAUGCUUGCAGAUGCUUUUUUGCUUUUAUGAAGUAAAUAGUUUGAGCUCAGUGUAAUUUUUUUUUUAAGUGCAGCACCAAAGGGUGACAUAUAAAAGAGUGCAUUUUUGAAGUUACUCAUUGGAAUGGAUGCCUUCAGUUUAUAGUGAACACUAGCCUUAACUGCUCUGUUCUCUACUUUAUGAGUCUGCUAAGACUGCUUAAGUGCCUGACACUUCUUUUAAAGCAUACUUGAAGUAUUUUUCAGUCUUCAUAACUUUGUAAUGAAACGAGCCUUAUUUUAUUAGAAAUAGAAAUGAAAGGACACACACUCUAGCAAAAAUCUUUGCUUUGAGGCCAAGCUGAACAUUUAACAGAUGACAAAACAGCUGAUCUGCUUUAUACAUGAAAAUGAGCAUCUGAUGAUUAAGCAAGUUUUUAAUUUGUGGAUUUUUUUUUUCUUUCUUAUUUUGCCUUCUUGUGUUGCAUCUGUGCUUUCUUUGCUCUCUUUCAUGUCGCAGUAUUUCUCCUUUCACUUUCGCACAGGUCAGCAUCAACAUUUGUACGGCAGAGACAGUCAUGUGGCCUCCACUAGCAAAGUUUACUGUAAUAGCCAUGCUAUGCACCUUUCAGAGAAGUUCAACAGCAGUUUAAAAAAAAAAAAAAGACUUGAAACUGUUUUUGUAUCCAGACAGGAUGAAAAUGAGGAAGAUGAGAAAGCCUCACACUACAUUUCCUAUCAGACUUUCAUCAUUUGUGCUGUAAAGGACAAACCUGUGGUACACUGGUG
Archocentrus centrarchus (flier cichlid) is the source of this 3281-nucleotide messenger RNA. RefSeq names its product ewing's tumor-associated antigen 1. Bases 181 to 2127 code for a protein of 648 amino acids. The transcript has 6 exons. Gene Ontology annotation, molecular function: protein serine/threonine kinase activator activity. NCBI's taxonomy places the organism in Eukaryota, Metazoa, Chordata, Actinopteri, Cichliformes, Cichlidae. The record is from RefSeq and is a predicted model, not a curated record. Gene Ontology annotation, cellular component: nuclear replication fork. Gene Ontology annotation, biological process: replication fork processing; regulation of DNA damage checkpoint; positive regulation of protein serine/threonine kinase activity.